Patella vulgata (common limpet) is the source of this 2413-nucleotide messenger RNA. RefSeq names its product oocyte zinc finger protein XlCOF6.1. The coding region runs from base 283 to 1596 and encodes 437 amino acids. Gene Ontology annotation, biological process: regulation of transcription by RNA polymerase II. Gene Ontology annotation, molecular function: RNA polymerase II transcription regulatory region sequence-specific DNA binding; DNA-binding transcription factor activity, RNA polymerase II-specific. The transcript is spliced from 2 exons. Gene Ontology annotation, cellular component: nucleus. The record is from RefSeq and is a predicted model, not a curated record. NCBI's taxonomy places the organism in Eukaryota, Metazoa, Mollusca, Gastropoda, Patellidae.
UUGCAGUCAAAGAAAAGAUGGUGAGCGCAUCUGAAGGAAAUUAAUUUAUCGGUUACAUUAUAUGGAUUACCGUAUUGCUUUAAGACAUUUCUUUUAAUUGUUUAAAUUGUACACUGACUUAUGCAUCUACGGAUUACAUUCUCGGCUCUCGCCAUUGUUUCCCUUUCAAUUUUAUUUAGAGUGGUUCGUCUGCCGAAAGCCUUUUUAUUUGCUUUGUUCUAAUGCACCUGUGAAGGUUGUUUAGGUUUGACUUCAAAAUAACGGGCCAAGACUGUAAAUUGUAUGACUAUUUAUAAAAUCGAUUUUAUGAAUAUGGAAACCUGUGAAGAUGUUCAAGUGUUUCAUCAAUGUGUGAUCUGUGAUGAAAUGUUUGGAGAGUACAGAGAUCUAGAAAUUCAUAAUAGAAUUCAUGUCAAAGAGGAAAUCGGUGAAAUCGAAAACUUUCAUCAGUGUAGAUUAUGUGACGAAAAAUUUAAAUCGGAUUCUGAUUUAGAGGAUCAUUGUGAAGAGGUUCACCAGAAAGACAAAGAAAGUAUUCUCCAAUGUUGUGUAUGUGAAAAACGAUUUCUACAAAUUGAGGAUUUGGAACAACACAAGCUAAAGAAUCAUUGUGAAGAGUUACACCAGAAAGAUGAAAAAGAAAGUAUUCUCCAGUGUAGUGUUUGUGAAAAACUUUUUCUCCAAUUUGAGGACUUGGAAAAACACAGCAGAACACAUAAAGAAAUUGAGCCGACUGACACCGAAAAAUCCGACAUGUUGAAGCUCUGUACUAAAAAUAGUUUAAAUAUUAUUCCUAAAGCAUUUGAAUGUGAUGUGUGUAAGGAGUCCUACAGGUGUAUCUCUCACCUGAAGGCUCACCAACGGACUCAUAAAAAACAAAAGUCGUUGAAUGUUUGCGAGAUUUGUGACAAGCAGUUUAAAUAUCCAUCCCAACUAGAAGCCCACAUGCGGACUCAUACCGGUGGAAACAGCGUCGAGUGUGAAAUCUGUCAUAAGAGUUUUUGCGAGAGUUCGGUGUUGAGGAAGCACAUGAUGAUCCACACGGGUGAACGACCGUUUCAAUGUUCGGUUUGUCCGAAGGCUUUUAACCAAAGCAGCAAUCUCAAAUCACACAUGAGACUUCAUACGGGAGAAAGGCCAUUUAAGUGUAAAUUAUGUGAAAGCACUUUUUAUACCGGAAGCAAUCUACAAACGCACAUGCGCUCGCAUUCCGGCGAAAAACCGUUUUCUUGUAAUAUCUGUGAUAAAUCCUUCACACGAAACACUCAUCUAACACGACACUUAAAGGCCGGACAUUCGGGAGAGAAACCGUACAGUUGUUCUAUAUGUUUGCGAUCGUUUACUCAAAAGAGCAACCUCGACGCCCACCUGAAAUGUGUCCAUAACGACGGAUCAAUGUCGAAAGAUUUCAUUUGUGGGAUUUGUAACAAGGCUUUUAUUCGAAGUAGUAAUUUAUAUAGUCAUAUGAAUGUUCACAUGACCAAGAAAAUGUUUAAAUGUGACAUCUGUUCUAAAUCGUAUAAUCGGCAAAAUUAUUUGACGAAACAUCGUAAAUCUCACACCAAGGGACCUGACAGUGUAUUGGUGAAAAGUUGAAAAUGGAGUAAAAUGGGUUCAUAAUUAAUAAGGUUGUCGUGUAAAAAAUGUUACCUUUCAUGGUGUCAAAAACUGUUGUUGUAACAAUUUGCCAAGGAUUGUGGCCAACUUUCAACACUUGAAGGGGGGGGGGGUAAAAUUUAUUUAGGCCGUGUUGAAUUGAUUCCUUGUUUCUCCUCGCCCGCGCGCUUAGGUCGAGGACCCUGAAAAUCGUGCGCUUAUACGUUUUUAACACAAAAAAAAAUAUUCAAAAAAUUACGUUAAUAACAUCUAAAUAAAAUUCUACCAAACAUCAGAAGUCAAUUCUCGUUGUUUAUUCCUCGUUACGAACUAAAUAAGUAAGUGCAGGGGGCCGCACUACACGCAAAACAAAAAUCUACAAGAUAAACCUGCGGACAAGACAGAAAAUAGGCAUUGCACCGAAUAAACAAAUAUCAAAUCAAGUGAAUGGAUCCGGUUGAUAAUACACAUGUAGGGGCCCGCAUACUAUGGAAUAAGUUACACUGUAUAUGAUUGGAUGAAUUCCGCAAAAUGGCGCGUGUAGCAGUCAUUUCGGCUAAUGAGAAAGCAUAUUAUAAACUGUAAGACAAUCGCUAAUAUUCAACCGCGAACCUGAAUAAUCAAUUUUUUCAUUGGCUAAAAUUAUAACUCAUGUCAUUAUUAUUCAAGUAUUACCCAAUCAUAUCUUGUGUAAUAAAUAACGCACGCCUUACAAAAUGGUGAGCUAUGCCGGGACAUAGGUAAAUUCGCGUACCGGUCGGCCUAAUUUAUUGAUGUUCAAGGAAAUAAUAGUGGCCCCGUUCGCUCGUUUCUGGAG